UGAUUCCUUUUGGAAGGGUUGUACAUGGCAACAGCUGUUGGGCUGGACUUAUGUGUUGCAGCCAGCCUCUGCGGGCAGACGCAGAGUAAAUUAUAAUUUUUGUUUUAUUGUUUUUUUUGUUUCUCUUUACCUCCCCCAACCCCCCCCCCCCACUCAUAUGCUUGAGAGAAAGAACGCGUGCAAUACUAUCCAUGAGCUCGAGGUUGGUACUGUACGUGUGUCUAAGGCUGAAUGAAAACACCAUACUUCAAUCCCGGUAGCAGUGUGUAUUUUUUUCGUCCCCGCCCCCUUUAUUUUUCUUUAAAGACGCGCAUUAACGCCGCAAGAUUGUUAGAGAGGUUUGCACGGCCAUUGUGAGGUGGUUUGGGGAAAGAGAAUUCAAUUUCUUGUUCAAAUUGCAGGAAUUAAACCCGCUGCCAAAGUUACAGCAUGAGUUCUUUAACCCGCCGCUAAAGGAACACGUUCUGCCAUAUUGAAUUCUCUUUUAAAAUACAUAUAUCUUUUAAAAGAAAGAGUUUUUUGUUGUUGCCGUGGAAGUGGGGAGCACAACCGCUGGUCUCGAGCCGACACAGUGUUGAGAGAUCCGUUCUCCGAAGGGGGAGGGGGUCUGAAGAAACCGAAGAAAAGAGGUAACAAAAAGAAUGAACGGUUUUAGUACCGAAGAAGACAGCCGGGAUGGCGGCGCCGGGGCUCCGGGCUUUGGCCACAUUUGCUGUCUGGUUGACGAUGGAGAGAGGUGUAACCGCCCUGCCGGCAACGCCAGCUUCAGCAAAAGGAUUCAGAAAAGUAUUUCGCAGAAGAAACUCAAACUGGAAACCGACAAGAACAGAUACCUUAAUGCUGCGAGUUUUGUGAAUUACCAGGUCCGACAUUUGUACAUAUGUGACUUCCACAAAAGCUUCAUACAAAGUGUGCGAAACAAGAGAAAGAGGAAGGGAAGUGAUGACGAUGGAGGUGAUUCACCAGACCAUGAUGCUGAAUCCCCGGAGGUCGAUUUGUUUCAAUUGCAAGUAAAUACACUGAGGCGUUAUAAGAGACACUUCAAACUACAGACUAGACCUGGCCUAAAUAAAGCUCAGCUAGCUGAGACAAUCAGCCGUCAUUUUAGGACCAUUCCAGUGAAUGAGAAGGAAACUCUAGCCUAUUUUAUCUACAUGGUGAAAAAUGACAAAAUCAGGCAUGAUCAGAAACCGGACAGCAACAUUCACUGAAAAAGACAAUAUCUGUGCUUUUAUUGAUCACACGAUCGCACAGUGACCAGAGGUUCCACUUCUAAAGUCAGUUGUAUUUAACUAUUUUAUUGUUUAAAAGCAUCUGCUAGAAUUGGCAUGUUUUUUUUACAUAAAAUUAAUUUUGCAAUUAUGAUUUCCAGUCUCAGAAUUUUAAUGUCUAGAUUAUGCUAUAGUUAAAUAAGAGCUACAGGAAAGCAGAAUUCCUUUUGUGUAUUUUAUUCUUGUGAGGUCCUACUCUGAAAGAGAACGUGAUGCUUUCAAACAAGCUUUUAUGUUACUGAGAGCUGAGAAUUGCUCAGCGUGUUCUUUCCCUUCCUAAUGGAAGCCGUGUGGCCAUGAACCAACAACGCCUCUCCGUGUGCAGAAGGUGGACAAUGUUGCAGAGCUGUGGCAGGUCAUCCACGCGGCCAGAUCUCUGCGUAGCGUUUGCUAUUUUUUUUUGUUAACUUGGCCUUUAAUGGGACCUUGCAGCAGGAAAAUGCGGCUGUGGAAAAUGAAGGCACACCGACAAAUCUUGUACUGCUUAUUCAUCCAUUUUCUUUUGUGCUGUUGAACAUUUAUCAUUGUGGGAGGUGAAACGCUGUCCUGUCUGCAAUAUGGUGAUCAACUGUAAAGUCUGAACUUUUGUGUGCACUGGGGUUCUCUUAGGAUUGAUUACAGUGUUAAUAUUUUUCCCUGUGCAUAUACACUUACAAUGUACUGUAUGAUGACACUCAGAAAUUUUGUAAUGUUUACACUUGUCAUCUUCAUAGGGUGUGGUUACAGAGGUAUGGCUUUGUUACUACUGUACCUUUAAGACAUUGUCAAUUUUGCAUUAAACAAAUGUGCCCAAAUUC
This is a messenger RNA of Hypanus sabinus (Atlantic stingray), 2068 nucleotides long. RefSeq names its product sap30-like (gene sap30l). Lineage: Eukaryota; Metazoa; Chordata; Chondrichthyes; Myliobatiformes; Dasyatidae. Bases 642 to 1211 code for a protein of 189 amino acids. Gene Ontology annotation, molecular function: transcription coregulator activity; protein binding. Gene Ontology annotation, cellular component: histone deacetylase complex. The transcript is spliced from 5 exons. Gene Ontology annotation, biological process: regulation of DNA-templated transcription. The record is from RefSeq and is a predicted model, not a curated record.